AUGGCAGUGGAUUGGACAAAAGUUGACGAGAUAAGAUUGUUAAGAUGGGUUGCUGAAUUUAAACCAGCCGGAUUACACAAACAUUUCCACAUGUAUUGUAUAGUGGAAAGGAUGAAUCAUCCUGACAAGUAUCCAGUAGUACUGUUGCAAAAAGAGAGUGUAAAGUCAGGUAAAAUCUUCACGGCAUCAGAAAUAUGGGAGAAAUUGAAUCAGUACUACAAUUUUGAGAUGAUGGAUAAAAUUGAAGAUCAUGAACAGUUUAACGAGCAUAGGGAUUUUGAACUGCCGUGGGAUGAAUAUGGAGAUUUGAUAUUAGAUCAUGCUAAAGGUGAAGAAGAAUCAGAGGAAGAAAAGGAGGAAAACGGAGGUGUAAAAAGGGAAGAACAACCGAAAGUAGCGGAAGCCACAUAUCUACAUGACUCUGAAAAGGAAGACUCAGCUAAUACUAGCAGUGGUAAUAUAAAUAAUAUGAAGAGAAGAUCUACAAGAUUACGAAAAUCCAGUCGGUUGCAUCAUAGUAGGAGCGGAAGCGAUGAAGAAGAUGCAUCCAAUGCAGUUUCAGGCGAUUCAGAAUCGGAUGGUGAGGAUGAAGAAGCACUGAAUGACAACAACGAAAAUGAAAAUGAAAAUAAGGGCAAGAAAAAUGACCAACCCUUAGCUAAAAGAACAAGACAUUCAUCAUCUGCAACUACGAACGUAACGAAUAAUGACAUUUCGCCCAAGAGAAAGAAACGUAAAUUAGAAGAAACUACGCCACCUUUACCACAACCAGUACAACAACAACAACAACAAGAGACAAGCCCUGAAUCUGCACAGGCAAUGCCUCCAGUUCGCACAAGUUCAAGAGUCUCCAGCAGGCUGCGUAAUAAAAAAUAG
Messenger RNA from Zygosaccharomyces rouxii, 876 nucleotides. It is a transcript of the gene EAF7, whose product is annotated as Eaf7p. Gene Ontology annotation, cellular component: NuA4 histone acetyltransferase complex; nucleus. Gene Ontology annotation, biological process: regulation of transcription by RNA polymerase II. The record is from RefSeq and is a predicted model, not a curated record. Bases 1 to 876 code for a protein of 291 amino acids. The transcript has a single exon. Lineage: Eukaryota; Fungi; Ascomycota; Saccharomycetes; Saccharomycetales; Saccharomycetaceae.